Messenger RNA from Poecilia latipinna (sailfin molly), 1016 nucleotides. Its product is annotated as zinc finger protein 239-like. The transcript has a single exon. The annotation marks the transcript as partial. Gene Ontology annotation, biological process: regulation of transcription by RNA polymerase II. NCBI's taxonomy places the organism in Eukaryota, Metazoa, Chordata, Actinopteri, Cyprinodontiformes, Poeciliidae. The record is from RefSeq and is a predicted model, not a curated record. Gene Ontology annotation, molecular function: RNA polymerase II cis-regulatory region sequence-specific DNA binding; DNA-binding transcription factor activity.
ACCUCCAAAAGCCACAUGUCUCCAUUGAGGAGGAAGCCUUUGCCAUCCCACGGGUCUGCAACCAAGAAAGGAAAUCUAGUCAAGGCCAGGUCGAAGCAGAACAUCGGCGGAUUAUAAAAGAGGAGGAACCAGAACCUACAAUAACUGAACAAUGGGGGGAACCAGAAACUAAAUGGACUAAAGAAGUGGAGGACCCAGAAUUGCCAUUGAUAAACAAAGAACAGGAGGAGUCAGAUUGUUCUUUGUUUAAACUUGAACAGCAGGAACCAGACUAUUUACUAACUACACAGGACCAGAAUGACCUCUACGGCAGUCAGGAUGGAGAGCAGCUUGUCCAGAAGCAGUUUGUGGCUUUGAUGGAGACUCCUACUCCACAAACUGAGCAGAUUUUAUUUAAAAUCUCUCCUGUAGUUGAGGGCAAAGAUCAGGAAGGAAGCAGCUCCACUGUGUCAGAGACUCAGUCUCAUCCUGACACAAAGAAAAGACCUUUCAAAUGUGAUAUUUGUGGAAAAUGUUGUAAAUAUCAGAGUGAGCUGAAAGUACAUUACAGAACCCACACUGGUGAGAGGCCUUUUCCAUGUCAAACAUGUGGAAAAAAAUUUUCUCACAUUAGUAAUUUAAAUUUUCACAUUAGAAUUCAUACAGGUGAGAGGCCUUUUUCAUGCCAAACUUGUGGAAAAAAUUUCACUCACAUGAGUACUUUAAUUGUUCACAAAAAAAUUCACACAGGGGAGAGGCCUUUUUCAUGUAAAACAUGUGGAAAAAGUUUCAAACGAAUUCAUCAUUUAACUAUGCACCAGGUAAUUCACACAGGUGAGAGGCCUUUUCCUUGUGAAACGUGUGGAAAAUCUUUCGCACGGAGUGCAGAUUUGAACAUUCACAGGCAAACCCACACAGGUGAGAGACCUUUUUCAUGCCAAACGUGUGGAAAAAAAUUUUCUCGCAUGAACCAUUUAACUCUCCACAAAAAACUUCACACAGGUGAGAGGCCUUUUUCUUGUGAAACCUGUGGAAAA